Raphanus sativus (radish) is the source of this 647-nucleotide messenger RNA. Its product is annotated as ethylene-responsive transcription factor ERF098. Gene Ontology annotation, molecular function: DNA-binding transcription factor activity; DNA binding. The coding region runs from base 61 to 471 and encodes 136 amino acids. The record is from RefSeq and is a predicted model, not a curated record. Gene Ontology annotation, biological process: ethylene-activated signaling pathway; regulation of DNA-templated transcription. The transcript has a single exon. NCBI's taxonomy places the organism in Eukaryota, Viridiplantae, Streptophyta, Magnoliopsida, Brassicales, Brassicaceae.
UAACAUUAACUCUUCAGAGCAAACCAAUCUUGAACCGCCAGACUAACUAGAACAAGUUCUAUGGAGGGAACAAACAGAAGGAGCAACAACCAAAUACAAGAUGACAAGCAAGCUCGCUUCCGAGGCGUGCGGAGGAGGCCAUGGGGAAAAUUUGCAGCAGAGAUUCGAGACCCGUCAAGGAACGGUGCCCGUCUUUGGCUCGGGACAUUUGAGACCGCUGAGGAUGCGGCAAGGGCGUAUGACCGAGCCGCCUAUAACCUGAGAGGCCAUCUUGCUAUACUUAACUUCCCUAAUGAGUAUUAUUCGCGUAUGGACGACUAUUCGCUUCGCCCUCCUUAUUCUUCUUCAUCUUCGGGCUCAACUUCUACGGGUGUGAGUCGACAAAAUCAACGGGAAGUUUUUGAGUUUGAGUAUUUGGACGAUAAGGUUCUUCAAGAACUUCUCGAUUCAGAAGAAAGAAACAAACGGUAGUCUUGUUUUCUAUACUAUAUGUGGCGUUUUGGUGGCUGGCUAGCUACGUGCAUUAUUUGCAUGUAGUUUGUUUAUUUAGUACUUAUUUUGGAAUUUUGUUAGCAUACCACGGCCAUAAUUGUAAGAUACGGUGUACUUUGCGUAUCAAUGAAAUAUAAUUGUCAGAUAUUUACGUA